AACCGGGCCGUUGCCUCUCGCCACCCUGACACACCAUCGCUGCAAAACACAGCACAGGCCGGGCUACUGUCUCUGUCUCUGAACAAGGGCGAGGAAGACCGUGAAGAUGUCUGACAUGGAAGACGAUUUCAUGUGCGAUGAUGAAGAAGAUUACGACCUGGAAUACUCAGAGGACAGUAAUUCAGAGCCCAAUGUGGACCUGGAGAACCAGUACUACAACUCCAAAGCCUUGAAGGAGGAUGAUCCCAAAGCAGCACUCAGCAGUUUCCAGAAGGUAUUGGAACUAGAAGGAGAGAAAGGAGAGUGGGGAUUCAAAGCACUGAAACAGAUGAUCAAAAUCAACUUCAAGCUGACCAACUUUCCAGAGAUGAUGAACAGGUACAAGCAGCUCCUCACGUACAUCAGAAGUGCCGUCACCAGGAACUACUCGGAGAAGUCCAUCAACUCCAUUCUGGACUAUAUCUCUACCUCCAAACAGGUAUGGAUAGACAAUGCUAUGGACUUGCUACAGGAGUUCUACGAAACCACAUUGGAGGCUUUGAAAGAUGCAAAAAAUGACAGACUGUGGUUUAAAACUAACACAAAGUUAGGGAAGCUGUACUUGGAGAGAGAAGAAUAUGGGAAACUGCAAAAGAUCCUAAGGCAACUUCACCAGUCAUGUCAGACGGAUGAUGGAGAGGAUGACCUGAAGAAAGGCACACAGCUGUUGGAGAUCUAUGCUCUGGAGAUCCAGAUGUACACGGCACAGAAAAACAACAAGAAAUUGAAAGCCUUGUAUGAGCAGUCACUUCAUAUUAAAUCUGCCAUUCCUCACCCACUCAUAAUGGGAGUUAUCAGAGAGUGUGGUGGGAAGAUGCAUUUGAGAGAGGGUGAGUUUGAGAAAGCUCACACAGACUUCUUUGAGGCCUUUAAAAACUAUGAUGAGUCUGGAAGCCCAAGAAGGACAACAUGCCUGAAGUACCUGGUCCUAGCCAACAUGCUGAUGAAGUCAGGAAUAAACCCCUUUGACUCUCAAGAGGCCAAACCAUACAAAAAUGACCCGGAGAUUCUAGCAAUGACAAACUUAGUAAGCGCCUACCAGAACAAUGACAUCACUGAAUUUGAGAAAAUCUUGAAAACAAAUCACAGUAACAUAAUGGACGACCCCUUCAUUAGAGAGCACAUAGAGGAGCUCCUGAGGAACAUUAGAACUCAAGUACUUAUCAAACUCAUCAAACCGUACACGAGAAUACACAUCCCUUUCAUUUCUAAGGAGCUGAACAUCGAUGUGUGUGAUGUGGAGAGUUUGCUGGUGCAGUGCAUCUUGGAUAACACAAUCCACGGCCGAAUUGACCAAGUCAACCAGCUACUAGAACUGGACUACCAGAAGAGAGGAGGAGCUCGCUACACAGCUUUAGACAAAUGGACAAAUCAGCUGAACACACUCAACCAAGCCAUUGUUAGCAAACUCACAUGAUGGCAUGUAAAAUCAAGAGACAAAGGAAAAAUGGCAUGUUUUAAUACAUCCAUAAAGUAUGCUACUGUGCUUCUUCAAGUAUAUCCUCUGAGACAAGAUACACAGCACAGGUUUUUGAGAAUGCCACCAAUUUCAAGAAGACUCAAGGAACCCCCGAGAACGUGUUCAAAGUGUGUUGUUUUGUGGUGAUGAGAGGAAAUCCACUGACACUUAUUUUUGUUUUUCAUGUUUCCCCCCCCCCAUUGGCCGAUCCUUCCAUGUGCAACACACAAAAAUGCUUCAGUUGUUUGAAAAAAAAAAAAAGGAAAAAAAAAAACAGAAGUUCAAAAUGUGUAUGAAAAACUUGUACACAGUAUUUUAAUGUAUACUGUUGCCUGUUGGUAAUAAACAGAUUUCUCUCAGCACUAAAAAAAAAAAAAAAAAAAGGAUUCAGCUGCCUUUGACUAGCCACAAAGUUUUAACAGUGUCACGGGCUAAACGUCGAAUAAAAUGUUUUCAACUGUCAUAAAUGAAACAAAGAAA
Messenger RNA from Dicentrarchus labrax (European seabass), 1978 nucleotides. RefSeq names its product COP9 signalosome subunit 2 (gene cops2). Gene Ontology annotation, biological process: protein deneddylation. Gene Ontology annotation, molecular function: protein binding. Gene Ontology annotation, cellular component: COP9 signalosome. Bases 107 to 1456 code for a protein of 449 amino acids. The transcript has 13 exons. Lineage: Eukaryota; Metazoa; Chordata; Actinopteri; Moronidae. The record is from RefSeq and is a predicted model, not a curated record.